Tripterygium wilfordii is the source of this 693-nucleotide messenger RNA. Its product is annotated as blue copper protein-like. The record is from RefSeq and is a predicted model, not a curated record. The transcript is spliced from 2 exons. The coding region runs from base 51 to 587 and encodes 178 amino acids. Gene Ontology annotation, molecular function: electron transfer activity. NCBI's taxonomy places the organism in Eukaryota, Viridiplantae, Streptophyta, Magnoliopsida, Celastrales, Celastraceae. Gene Ontology annotation, cellular component: plasma membrane.
CAACUGCCCAAAUUAAGCCUCUAGCUUUCCUUCUCUUUUACUCUCUCAAAAUGGCAAUGGCAAGUAUAUCAGUACUUCUGGUUUUGUGUAUGGUGGUGCCAAUUACAUUGGCAACUGAUUACACCGUAGGAGACUCCACUGGAUGGGUAAUGGGUGUUGAUUACAGUACAUGGACUAGUGGCAAGACCUUCACAGUUGGUGACAAGCUUGUGUUCAGCUAUGGAGGUGGGCAUUCAGUGGAUGAAGUGAGUGGUAGUGACUACAACAGCUGCACGGUAGGAAAUUCACUUACAACAGACAGCAGUGGUGCCACCACCAUUACACUCAACAAGGCAGGCACUCAUUAUUUCAUAUGUGGUGCUAUUGGACAUUGUGGGAGUGGCAUGAAGCUUGCUGUCACUGUUGGAUCCGGAUCUCCGACCAGUACCAAUACUUCACCGGCGGCUUCCGGUGGUAGUACUACUACUACUACACCCACCACCACGACGCCAAAAUCCAACAUGCCGGAAUCUUCUUCAGGGAAUCUCUCUCCAUUUGUAGGUCUAGUGAUCACUUGGGUUUCAUUAUUUGUGCUGAAUUUUUCAUGAGUAUGGCAAGGGGGUCCCGCCCUGGCCAGGAUAGAGGCAGUGCUCUGUUCUUCUUCUCUUUAUUUGUGGUGUUGUUAUCAGUUUAUAGGCAUUCACCAGUGUUGUA